AACAACAUGCCCAAGCAGGUGGAAGUACGGAUGCACGACAGCCACCUCAGCUCGGAGGAGCUGAAGCCCCGGCAUCUGGGGCUGCGCUUGUGUGACAAGCUGGGGAAGAAUCUCCUGCUCACGCUGACCGUGUUCGGUGUCAUCCUGGGGGCAGUAUGUGGAGGGCUUCUUCGCUUGGCAUCUCCUAUCCACCCUGAUGUGGUUAUGUUAAUAGCCUUCCCGGGGGAUAUACUCAUGAGGAUGCUAAAAAUGCUCAUUCUGCCUCUAAUCAUCUCCAGUUUAAUCACAGGGUUGUCAGGCCUGGAUGCUAAAGCCAGUGGCCGCUUAGGCACGAGAGCUAUGGUAUAUUACAUGUCCACGACCAUCAUCGCUGCGGUGCUGGGGGUCAUCCUGGUCUUGGCUAUCCACCCGGGGAACCCCAAACUCAAGAAGCAGCUGGGGCCUGGGCAGAAGAACGAUGAGGUGUCCAGCCUGGAUGCCUUUCUGGACCUUAUUCGAAAUCUCUUCCCUGAAAACCUUGUCCAAGCCUGUUUUCAGCAGAUUCAAACAGUGACAAAGAAAGUCCUGGUGGCCACUCCAUCAGACGAGGACAGCAAUGCCACCAAUGCUGUCCUCUCGCUGUUGAAUGAGACUGUGACUGAGCCGCCUGAGGAGACGCAGGUGGUUAUCAAGAAGGGCCUGGAGUUCAAGGACGGCAUGAAUGUCUUAGGUCUGAUAGGGUUUUUCAUUGCUUUUGGCAUUGCCAUGGGGAAGAUGGGCGAGCAGGCCAAGCUGAUGGUGGAAUUCUUCAACAUUUUGAAUGAGAUUGUAAUGAAGCUAGUGAUCAUGAUCAUGUGGUACUCUCCCCUAGGUAUCGCCUGCCUAAUUUGUGGGAAGAUCAUUGCAAUCAAGGACUUAGAAGUGGUCGCUAGACAACUGGGGAUGUACAUGAUCACGGUGAUUGUCGGCCUCAUCAUCCAUGGGGGCAUCUUUCUCCCCUUGAUUUACUUUCUAGUGACCAGGAAAAACCCUUUCUCUUUUUUUGCUGGCAUUUUCCAAGCUUGGAUCACUGCCCUGGGUACCGCUUCCAGUGCUGGAACUUUGCCUGUCACCUUCCGUUGCCUGGAAGAAAAUCUGGGGAUCGAUAAGCGUGUAACCAGAUUUGUCCUACCAGUUGGAGCCACCAUUAACAUGGACGGUACAGCCCUUUAUGAAGCCGUAGCCGCCAUCUUUAUAGCCCAGAUGAAUGGCGUCAUCCUAGAUGGAGGCCAGAUUGUGACCGUAAGCCUCACGGCCACGCUGGCCAGCGUUGGUGCAGCCAGUAUCCCCAGUGCCGGGCUCGUCACCAUGCUCCUCAUUCUGACAGCUGUGGGCUUGCCGACCGAGGACAUCAGCUUGCUGGUGGCUGUGGACUGGCUGCUGGACAGAAUGAGAACAUCCGUCAAUGUUGUGGGAGACUCUUUUGGGGCUGGGAUUGUCUAUCACCUCUCCAAGUCUGAGCUGGACACCAUUGACUCCCAGCACCGAGUGCAUGAAGAUAUUGAAAUGACCAAGACUCAGUCCAUUUAUGAUGACAUGAAGAACCACAGGGAAAACAACUCCAACCAAUGUGUCUAUGCUGCACACAACUCUGUCAUAGUAGAUGAGUGCAAGGUAACUCUGGCAGCCAGCGGAAAGUCAGCCGACUGCAGUGUUAAAGAAGAACCUUGGAAACGUGAAAAAUAAGGAUACGACUGUCAGCAAAUUCUUGAAUAAACUCCCCAGCGUAUCUUAUGGCAAAAGAGGAUAUAAACAAGCUUUCUUUAAAAA
Messenger RNA from Lipotes vexillifer (Yangtze River dolphin), 1788 nucleotides. It is a transcript of the gene SLC1A2, whose product is annotated as solute carrier family 1 member 2. The transcript is spliced from 10 exons. Gene Ontology annotation, molecular function: L-glutamate transmembrane transporter activity; glutamate:sodium symporter activity; neutral L-amino acid transmembrane transporter activity. Gene Ontology annotation, cellular component: plasma membrane. The record is from RefSeq and is a predicted model, not a curated record. Lineage: Eukaryota; Metazoa; Chordata; Mammalia; Artiodactyla; Lipotidae. Gene Ontology annotation, biological process: L-aspartate transmembrane transport; L-glutamate import across plasma membrane. The coding region runs from base 7 to 1704 and encodes 565 amino acids.